This is a messenger RNA of Talaromyces proteolyticus, 1921 nucleotides long. Its product is annotated as dihydrouridine synthase family protein. Bases 127 to 1734 code for a protein of 535 amino acids. Gene Ontology annotation, biological process: tRNA processing. The record is from RefSeq and is a predicted model, not a curated record. Lineage: Eukaryota; Fungi; Ascomycota; Eurotiomycetes; Eurotiales; Trichocomaceae. Gene Ontology annotation, molecular function: tRNA dihydrouridine synthase activity; flavin adenine dinucleotide binding. The transcript has 2 exons.
CCACACUGUUCAUAUCAUACAAAAAGAAAGGGAAGACGCCAAUCUUUCAAAAUAGGGAUUUUCCACAUCAAACCCCCAGUUUGGGGCCUGAAAUACUUCAGAUCGCGACUACCUGCAGUCCUGAAAAUGGCGCAAGAACCUGUCAAGACGCCGUCCCCAACGACAGAGCCCGCACAGCCCGCAAGGCCGAAGUUGACGGGGAGGGAAUUUUACAAGAGUAUUGGAAGCCCAAAAUUCAUUGUUGCGCCUAUGGUAGACAGAUCUGAAUUUGCAUGGAGAAUGCUCACCCGCUCCUACAUGAAAAAACACGCGCCAAACCCUCUUCUUGCGUAUUCCCCAAUGUUCCACGCUCGAUUGUUUAAAGAAACUGCGGGAUUCCGUGCUCAAUUCUUCCAGCCUACACGCGCGGUUGAUGGGGAAACAGUGACACCUUUUCUUGACGGCAACCCCGCCAUCGAUCGCCCACUCUUUGUGCAGUUUUGCUCAAACGACCCAGAAGACUUUAUACAAGCCGCUCACCAUGUAGCUCCUUACUGCGAUGCCGUCGAUCUCAAUCUUGGAUGUCCGCAGGGAAUUGCGCGCAAGGGAAACUACGGCGCAUUUUUACAGGAGAACUGGGAUUUAAUAUACAAGUUGAUCAAUAAGCUACACACAGAGCUUCCCAUUCCGGUAACAGCCAAAUUUCGCAUUCAAGAAACAAAGGAAAAGACGCUGGAAUACGCGAAAAUGAUUUUGUCGGCGGGUGCUAGUAUCAUCACCGUUCACGGUAGAAGGAGAGAGCAGAAAGGUCACAAUACCGGUGUUGCUGAUUUGACUUACAUCCGCUACUUGAGAGAAAAUUUACCUCCCGACACUGUUAUCUUCGCAAACGGAAAUGUUUUGAAUAAUGGGGAUAUUGAAAAAUGUUUAGAAGCCACAGGUGCAGAUGGUGUCAUGAGCGCUGAAGGCAAUCUCUCGGAUCCUACAAUUUUCAGUGAAGUGCCUCCUGUGGGAUGUGAAGGCCGGGAGUAUUGGCGCGGUCGCAACGGGAAAGGAGGAUAUCGUGUAGAUGCAGUUUUCCGUCGUUAUCUUGAUAUCAUUCAUCGAUAUGUCUUACGUGAUGCGGUCCCUGUGAGGAAGCCAUUGUUCCUUCCAUCCGAUCCGGUCGACUCUACUCAAAAAGAAAAUGAAACGAAGCCUGUUGAGGUAGAAGGAGAAGAAGAAGAAGGACCACCGAAAAAGAAACAAAAGCGCCAGAAAGGAAAGAAUAAAGUGAAAGUUAAUGAUCCCAGCCUGUGUGCCAUGCAAGGCCAUCUAUUCCAACUUCUUCGGCCCAUGGUUUCAACUAAAACGCAUAUUCGUGAUGCUCUAGCCAAAUCUGCCAACGGUGAUAUCGCUGCUUUUGAAAAUAUUCUCAGCAUGGUGGAACAAGCGGUGAAGGAAGGCCUUCAAGAAUAUGAGAAAAAUCCUGAGCAAUUCGACAGUCAACACAAUCGCGAAAAGCUUGAGGGGUCAAAGGCUACAAUCGCGGAGUAUAGUCGACCUUGGUGGAUCUGUCAACCGCACAUUAGACCGCUUCCAGAUGAGGCGUUCGCCAUUGGGGCUAUGACUGUUAGCAAGAAGGACCAACGUAAGGCCGAACAGUUGAAGAAAGAAAGUAAGGGGCCUGCACCAGUUCAGGUAUCAUCAUUAUCGCCUGCUGUCGCCGAGAGUGAAAUAGUGAAAUCUCAGGUCGAUACACUGGUGCAGGGCUGAUUUUCUUUUCUUGUUAUUUCGUUUUUACUCUUUUAAAUACCCCAGGAUCAGAUUAUGGGAUUUGCAUAGCCGUGCCCUUUAUUCUUUGGUGGAUAGAACAUAAAUAUGUAUAUAGUGAUUAUUGUUUAUAUAUAGAAAUAGACCAGAUCUGGCUAGCGGACAAAGACUCAAGUACUUUUAUGGAAGU